AUGGUUGACGACUCUGUCCUCGCCGCGGCUGCCCAAGUCGUCGCCUCCCUCGCUGCCGAUGCCAAGACGGCAUCCUCCCUCACCGUCUCCCUCGGCUCUAAGAUCAAGCUUCCCGGAGAUGAUUCCCCCGCCAAGCAAUAUUUCGAGAUUGAGUUGCAAAAGCUCGCUAUGAGAAUCGCCCAGCUCGAGCGGAGGGCUGCCACCGCGCCUCCUGCUUCACUCCCCGAAACCCCAAACGAACUUAAUGACCCUGUUUUCGGUGAUGAUCCCACCGUCUCUCCUGCCGUCCGUGCUGCCAAGGCAAAGCUGCUUCAAGCCAAUCCCGGCUUGAUGGAUGGCUCUCGCCUCAGCGGCCAUAUUACAAAGGAACAGCUUGAGGGUCUUCGCGAGCACGUCGACGGCCAGUCUAAACUCCUUGACAACCAGCGCCAGGAGCUGGCUGGCGUCAAUGCUCAGCUCCUCGAGCAGAAGCACCUUCAGGAGCGCGCUCUCGAGGUCCUUGAGCAGGAACGCGUCGCCACUCUUGAGCGAGAACUUUGGAAGCAUCAAAAAGCCAACGAGGCCUUCCAAAAGGCUCUCCGUGAGAUUGGUGAAAUUAUCACCGCCGUUGCACGCGGUAACUUGACUAUGAAGGUCCGCAUGAACACCGUCGAAAUGGACCCCGAAAUUACCACAUUCAAACGCACCAUCAACGCCAUGAUGGACCAACUUCAAAUCUUUGCCUCAGAAGUCUCGCGCGUCGCCCGUGAGGUCGGUACCGAGGGUUUACUCGGCGGCCAGGCUCUGCGAGAAAUUGCCUCUGUCACCACAGCCGUCGCCCAUGGUGAUUUGACCAAGAAGAUUGAAAGGCCCGCUCGUGGGGAAAUUCUCCAGCUCCAGCAAACCAUCAACACCAUGGUGGACCAACUCAGAACCUUCGCCUCCGAGGUUACACGCGUGGCCAGAGACGUCGGCACCGAAGGUAUACUCGGUGGUCAGGCCGAUGUGGGAGGAGUCAAGGGCAUGUGGAACGACCUGACCGUCAACGUCAAUGCAAUGGCCAACAACCUGACGACUCAAGUACGUGACAUUAUCAAGGUCACGACGGCCGUCGCCAAGGGUGACCUCACCCAAAAGGUUCAGGCCGAUUGCCGAGGCGAAAUCUUCGAACUCAAGUCCACCAUCAACUCCAUGGUCGACCAGCUUUCGCAGUUUGCUCGCGAAGUCACAAAGAUUGCUAGAGAGGUCGGUACUGAAGGCCGACUCGGUGGCCAAGCCACAGUCCACGAUGUCGAGGGUACAUGGCGUGAUCUUACCGAAAAUGUCAACGGUAUGGCCAUGAACCUCACCACCCAGGUGCGAGAAAUCGCAAAGGUCACUACCGCCGUCGCCAGAGGUGAUUUAGGAAAGAAAAUCAACGUCGAGGUCCAGGGAGAAAUCCUGGAGCUCAAAAACACGAUUAAUCAGAUGGUUGACCGUCUCAAUACCUUUGCCUUUGAAGUCAGCAAGGUUGCCCGCGAAGUCGGUACCGAAGGAACCCUGGGUGGCCAGGCCCAAGUCGCCAACGUUGAGGGCAAAUGGAAAGACCUCACCGAAAACGUAAAUACCAUGGCUUCCAAUCUUACAGCACAGGUCAGAAGCAUCUCACUUGUGACACAAGGCAUUGCCAACGGCGACAUGAGCCGCACCAUCGACGUCGAAGCAAACGGAGAAAUCAAGGUUCUGAAGGAAACCAUCAAUAACAUGGUUGGUCGACUCUCAAGCUUCUGCUACGAAGUCCAGAGAGUCGCAAAGGAUGUCGGCGUUGACGGAAAGAUGGGUGCCCAAGCCGACAUUGCUGGACUGAACGGGCGAUGGAAGGAAAUUACAACGAGUGUCAACACCAUGGCCGCCAAUUUAACCACUCAAGUGCGCGCCUUCUCCGAUAUCACAAACCUGGCAACGGACGGAGACUUCAGCAAGCUCGUCGACGUCGAGGCAUCCGGUGAAAUGGACGAGCUGAAGCGCAAAAUCAACCAAAUGAUUUCAAAUCUCCGAGACAGUAUUCAGCGCAACACGCAAGCCCGAGAAGCCGCCGAAUUAGCCAACAAGACAAAAUCUGAAUUCCUCGCCAACAUGUCCCACGAGAUCCGAACGCCCAUGAACGGCAUCAUCGGCAUGACGCAGCUCACCUUGGAUACCGACUUGACACAAUAUCAGAGGGAAAUGCUGAAUAUUGUCAAUAACCUUGCCAACAGCCUCCUGACGAUCAUUGAUGAUAUCCUGGAUUUGUCCAAGAUUGAGGCCAGGAGGAUGGUCAUUGAAGAGAUCCCGUAUACGUUACGUGGAACCGUAUUCAAUGCGCUCAAGACUCUGGCAGUUAAGGCCAACGAAAAGUUCCUCGACCUCACCUACAAGGUCGACAGUUCCGUCCCCGACCAUGUUGUAGGUGACAGCUUCCGUCUUCGACAGAUUAUUCUGAAUCUUGUGGGCAACGCCAUCAAGUUUACCGAGCAUGGUGAAGUCAGCCUCAUCAUAAAGAAGAGUUCGCAGAACGAGGAAGCCACACCUGGCCAGUAUGCCAUUGAGUUUGUCGUCGAAGACACUGGUAUCGGCAUUGCCAAGGAUAAGCUGGAGGUCAUUUUUGACACAUUCCAGCAGGCAGAUGGCUCCAUGACCCGCAAAUUUGGGGGCACAGGUCUUGGCCUGUCCAUCUCAAAGAGACUGGUCAACCUCAUGGGCGGUGACCUAUGGGUCAACAGUGAAGCUGGCCGGGGCAGUCAAUUCCACUUUACCUGCCGCGUCAAGCUUGCUUCCGAUGAUACGGACAGCCUCCAUAAGCAGCUGCAGCCCUACCGCGGCCAUCAAGUCCUCUUUGUCGACAAGGCUCAGUCCAGCUCCGGCAUAGAGAUCCGCGGCAUGCUGGAACAGAUUGGCAUGCACCCCGUUGUGGUCGACUCGGAGAAGAGCUCCGCCCUGACAAGACUGAAGUCUGGCGGCGCCCUGCCAUAUGAUGCCAUACUCGUCGAUUCAAUUGAGAUGGCGCGAAGACUCCGUGCCGUCGACGACUUCAAGUACCUCCCCAUUGUUCUACUUGCCCCCGUUGUGCACGUCAGUCUCAAGUCAUGCUUGGACCUAGGCAUUUCCUCAUGCAUGACCACACCAUGCAAACUGAUUGACUUGGGUAAUGGCAUGAUUCCUGCGCUGGAGAACCGAGCAACGCCUACUCUGGCAGACAACACCAAAUCGUUUGAGAUUCUGCUAGCCGAAGACAACACUGUGAACCAGAGACUGGCUGUCAAAAUCUUGGAAAAGUACCACCACGUUGUCACCGUCGCCAGUAACGGUUGGGAGGCUGUCGAGGCUGUUAAGGAGAAGAAGUUUGAUGUCAUCCUAAUGGAUGUUCAGAUGCCUAUCAUGGGCGGCUUCGAGGCCACCGGCAAGAUCCGAGAAUAUGAACGCAACAUGGGCUCACAUCGUACGCCCAUCAUUGCCUUGACAGCUCACGCAAUGAUGGGGCAUCGGGAGAAGUGCAUUCAGGCGCAGAUGGACGAGUAUCUGUCCAAGCCGCUCCAGCAGAACCAGCUUAUCCAGACAAUCCUCAAGUGUGCAACUCUUGGCGGCCCGCUUCUCGAGAAGAACCGUGAGCGUGAGCUGCUCGCCAUGCAGGCGGACGCAAACUCGUCGCUGCACCGGGAGGAAAGCGGACUGCUUCGUCCAGCCAUGGAGAGCCGCUCCUUCACGUCCCGAGAGUCGCUCAAGGCUAGAGAAGUGAGCACGAACAUCGGAAACGAUGCAAGGCAAGACGCGAUAUCAAGAACACGUCGAGAAAUGGCCGAUACCCGGAGACUGUCCAACUAG
Molecule: messenger RNA, 3819 nt
Organism: Cordyceps fumosorosea ARSEF 2679
Lineage: Eukaryota; Fungi; Ascomycota; Sordariomycetes; Hypocreales; Cordycipitaceae
Product: two-component osmosensing histidine kinase (Bos1)
Exons: 2
Coding region: 1-3819 (1272 amino acids)
Biological process (GO): phosphorelay signal transduction system; cellular hyperosmotic response; phosphorylation
Cellular component (GO): membrane
Molecular function (GO): phosphorelay sensor kinase activity
Source: RefSeq, a predicted model, not a curated record